Molecule: messenger RNA, 9617 nt
Organism: Pecten maximus
Lineage: Eukaryota; Metazoa; Mollusca; Bivalvia; Pectinida; Pectinidae
Product: kin of IRRE-like protein 1
Exons: 16
Coding region: 1413-3560 (715 amino acids)
Biological process (GO): cell-cell adhesion
Cellular component (GO): cell-cell junction
Molecular function (GO): cell adhesion molecule binding
Source: RefSeq, a predicted model, not a curated record
AUCUCAGCCUGUAUGAGAGAGCCAACAGUUUGCAUGUCUUUAGCCAUGCUUAUGGAAGUAACGCUACAUCUCUGUGAUAGAAUGUUCCUAAGCGCCUGAUGUGGUUUCGAUCUAACAGUUUCUCGGCGUUACCUUUAGGGCAGAUUAUUGGUGUAACAGGAUAAUUCUCUCGGCGUCUCGGACACCUCCUAUAGAGCAAAAACAGGGGCCACGCUUCAGCGACCUCAUCCAGAGGUGGCACGCUCCGGCGACCCAAGUGUACGAUGUAGCGCGUAGUAUUCAUUAAGUCAGACAAAUUGAUGUAGAGGAGAACGUAGAUUAGUGUUUGGUUGGAAGCUGUAUACAGAGGUGUUGAGCAGUGUCCUACGGUGUUCGGAUACGUUAUUGACGAAUCCUCCGAUACAUUAUUGACGACUUGUACGACACACCGUAUUGAUGAUCUUUCAUUGCUGUGAUAUUAUAUUGACGGCCAUCCUUACGUUUCCCUCAGUCAGGAUAUUGCCAGUGUGUUUCACCAUUAAAUAUCACCUGAUAUUUAACACGAGAUAUAGAACUAUUAUUUCCUUGGAUGUGUUGAGAAUGGAUCUUUAAAUUCUAGGCAGACUUUGUUGAGGACACAUGUUACCUGUGGAUACUUUGUAUGAGGGAUCUUUAAAUUUUAAUUCUGACCAGAAAGUGUUGCUAUACACCUGUUACCUGGGUGACAUGGUUUUAGUUGUACCUAACAAGGAUUUACCUGUGUGUUCUGGACAUCGUUAGCCAAUAAAACAAAGACACCCCGACUAAUUACCAAAGCUGAGGAGUCACCACAGAAGAUACCCACUCCUCCAUGGACUCUGAGACUGAGGCUGUGUGAAGUUUUAUAAAGUGUGUGAUUACUGUGAUCAGGAUUAGUCCCCGUGUAUCAACAUUGGACUCAACCUGCCUUCUACUUGUAACCCAGCAUUGUGUUUUAAAGGGAUAAAAGGUUGUUCACUUUUUUAUUUUAUUUGAAUUUCAAGACAACGUAGAGUAACGAAAAAAACACCCUUCAAAGUUACAGAACAAAGUCGUGAUUCAUCAACACAAAAAGUGUAGCUUGUGGAUUUUGUUAAAAAAAAUAGUUUAUUGUUAUGAGGAGUAGAUUGCCAUUGUUUUGAGUGUAUUACUAGUGUAAACUGGGAAAUCAAACUACAGCAACCUUAAACACUUUUUUCGCGUGGAUUACCCGUGCCAUAAAGGACAGGAUUAUCAGUGUUGUAAGGGACCGUAGCUGUGUAGCCUCAGCGGUUUUCUGGUGAUUCUGGUGAAUGGGAUUUCUGUGUUCUGAGGGAUUUAACAGAGAAAUUUUACUUCAGCCUGUCAUGUGGUUUUAGGUGACUAGUGGGAUUUAGUAAAAUACACUGUGGAGUUUAUAUAGGGAUCUUUAUAACAUGAUGGAAUAUUACGGAGGCUGGCAAAAGAUGAUCGUCCAGAUCUGGCUGUAUCUGUCUCUUUCCCUCCUCAUCAUAGCUCGAGCGCUGGGAUCCCAACAAUUCACUGCCCAACCCGAAAACACGACGACGACUCAGAACUCUACUGUUGUGCUGCAAUGUGAAGUGAAAAACCGACAGGGCACGCUUCAGUGGACGCGAAAUCGGCUAGGCCUUGGGACUGUUCGUGCACUGCCAGGGUUUCCACGCUACUCUAUGGUGGGAGGGACAAAUACUAUUGGAGGAGACACGAUUGAGGAGUACAACCUGAAGAUUGUUGAUGUACAGCUGGAGGAUGAUGGGGAGUAUCGCUGUCAGGUCACGGCCACCGAACAGACGCAGGGAAUCAUCACCAACAAAAUCACUCUUAAUGUACAAUUACCUCCUGACGCUCCACAGAUGGGAGAUAUGUCAACCAUCGCUGUAAUUCAGGGCUCACCGACAAAUGUGUCAUGCCAGGCAAACAAUGGGAAGCCAGGGGCAGAGAUCACAUGGUACCAGGAGGGUGUACGGAUCACUCAUAACGUGUUCUCACGCACGAUGACAAAGGCCAACAAACGUGCAGAUACACUCAGUGUUGUCACCAUAGUCGCCUCAAAAGAGGAUGCUGGGAAAAAGAUAGAGUGUCGAGCAAACAACCCAGCCCUGCGACAGCCGUAUAAAGCUCACGCCAUCUUAGAUGUACAAUAUCCGCCCAGCCUCACUAUGGCCCACAACAUCAGUCGUCAGAUUCGGGAGUAUGACUAUGUCCGGUUCACGUGUACGGGGACGGCUAAUCCAUACAACAUUCAAUGGAAAUGGCUUCACGACGGAGUGGUGAUCGCAGGGAGUAAUCAGAACUACCUGGACAUUCCGUCGAUCAAACGUGACUUCCAUCAGUCGAGGAUUACGUGUGAGGGCUCAAACGCAGUCGGCAGUACCCGCGCCAACGAAAUACUUCACAUACAAUAUGGUCCACGAUUUAUCGGAGCUCCACAGCAUGUAGCGGUAGAUCUAGGUGACCCAGCAACAUUGGUUUGUAAUGCCGAGGGAAACCCAGAGCCAAACAUUCUGUGGACUAAGCAGGAUUACUAUAACCCUAUAAGUACGUCGCCUUCCUUACACAUCCCUGAGGUCGAGGCCCGUGACCUUGGCACAUACAUCUGUACCGCAACUUCAUUGGUGGCUGGAUUCCACGAGGUCAGCCGUGAAAUUUUACUGCUACAGAAAGGACCACCAAAGAUCUUAAGCAACAAGAACCAGUACGCAGCCACAGGAGCGAGCGCUAAACUGGAAUGUCUAGUCCGCUCGGUCCCCGCCCCUACCAAAAUAAAAUGGGAGAGAAACAAUGUUGAGAUUGUCUACGCCAAAUCUGGCCGAUACUCGGAGACGGAGGAUCCGUUGGCUGAUGGGGUUAAACACAUGUUACAGAUCAUACAAGUCCAGGAGAGUGACUUCGGCCAGUAUAACUGUAGUGUGGAGAACGCCCGAGGGUCGGAUCUCAUCACCAUUACACUGCUAGAGAAAGAUAUCCUGCCGCUGUCUUACAUCAUAGGAGGUAUUGUUGGAGGCGUUGCUCUCAUCUUCCUCAUCGUCAUUGUCUUUGUCAUUUACCAUAGAUACAAGGCUUCAGACUCAGACUCCUAUGCUGAAACAGACAGUAACACUGAAAUUAAAAAACGCGAGAAAACAGAAUCACCAUCGGAUUUUACAAAAUCCACACUUAUGGACCAAUGGAGGCAGGAUUUAAAUUUCCAUUGCCCCACAGAUUACGAAGAUCUGUACGGACAAAAGGGUAAACAGCAGUGUACUGUGAGUACGGUCGAGAGCACGGACUCCAAUUGUAAUGAACCUAAGUUAAACAGCAGCGGCUACGGGACGCUGACGUCCGAUAAUUACAUAAAUGCUUACGAUCAUCACAACGGUGGGCCGUUAUUUAGUGAUUAUGUUCAUCGAACAGACGAGGCCCUACCAGCAGAAAGGUUUGAAAACGGAUACAACACGUACGGAACAAGUUCAUUUCGGAGUGCAUCACGGACAGACUUCACCAAUCCGGACUACACGGAUCCAUACUCCAGCAGACUUCCGCCCGCUGAUGUCAACACGGCCAAACUGGCCACCACGGUGUGACGUGACCAGGAACUUUGUCGACACCUUAGACUGACCUUUGUCCAGGUUCAUGUGGCUUCCUGUUAGAGGCUGACCUGGUCAUGUGAUCUGUUUGUGGUAGUUACCAUGGCGACUGCCUUGUAGUUGGUCAUGUGACCAGAUAGGAAAUGUUCUGGACAUAAGUAGACAUCAACUCCAGACAGAAUAAAAACAGUCUAACAUUUAUGUGCCUCUACCAAAUGUAAGAACACUUCUGAUUGGAUAUUGUGAUUGAAAUGGCCAAUCCUAGUGAUUGUAUAAUGUCUGGUUUAGUAAAGAGAGACAAGAUCUAUGAUUGGCUAAUGUUGAUUACUCUGGCCAAUGAGUGACUCAUUUGAUGUCUGGAUAGACGGGAAAGUGUUGGAACACAGACAUGAGAACUAAAAUAACACUUCAUUGUUCCUGGUCUUCAUUACACUCCGAAAGUCUGAACUAUUUAUAGUGACAGCAUUUGAUACUAUAGUCUAUGCACGCUGUAGGUGGACAUUUCAUAGCCAUAAUUUUCAUCUGUCAUCCACACACAGUAUCGUGUGCGCGUGGUACACUCCGUAAAUGUUGUGACGUAUGAACGAGGGCUGGACCUUAUCGCUGUUUUAUCGUCGUAAACAUCGACAUCAACACCACUUGUAGAUACAAGUUUACAAGUGUCUGGCUUCUGGAGCUUUAGUUUAGCAUGUAAAUCCACAAUGAAUUGGAUAUGAAGAGAUAGCGCUCUGCUUGUCAAAGGGAAACAACUCCGUACGACAUGUUUCAGUAGUAAUUAAUUUUAAAAUUGUUUGAUUUUCUUUUAUCAAUAAAAGGGAAGUAACCCCGAUGUAAUUCUAUAGUAGUAAAAAACAACAGGCAUUAAACAUCAAGUACCAGAUUUUAUUCAGUGUCAUCCAUUAGUUGGGAAAUCUUAAUGCCAUAUCAUGUUCCACCUUAUGUUGUGUGCCUUUGUACCCAUAGUGACAGUUUUUAGUGUAUACCCAUAUAAGUCAUUAGUCACAGAUCAGACAAUCAUGUUUAAGUGGGGUACAUUUGUCGUCAGAAUAACAUCGAUCAUAUUAUAUCUUACCCAUUGUUAUAUGUAACAAUCGUAUUACCAUACCUAAUAUGUAAUGGUGUAUAUAUACCAAUCCAGUGACAUCAUGUAUUGUAUACCAACAUAAGGAUUAUACUUCUCAAACAACGGGACCACAACCAGGAGAUCUCAACAUCACUGCUCACAAUCAGUCUUAGAAUAGGUAUAGGAAUGUCAUAGGGUUAAUACAAAGUAGGGGUUGGCAUGGAGAUGGGGUCAACAUGGAGAUGGGGUCAACAUGGAGAAGGGGUCUGUAUAGAGAAGGGGUCUGAAUAGAGAAGGGGUCAACACCUAGAUGGGUCAAUAUGAGAAAUAGUGUAACCCACAAACCUAACAUAUACCCAUCAUAUAGAUGUGAUCCUGAAGGUCAAGGUCAGUCCCAAUACUAGAACAGCCAUAGGGACUUAACUUGCUCCUAUAAUGACCCAGAAUGAAACAAAUUAACUCUGGGGUCUAACCCCAAGAUAACUUAUUAUAGACUUAAACCCUAGGUUUGAUUUUUAAUUCUGGGAAGGUGUCAAGGACCUGAGAGAACAGCUGACUCCUGUUUUACUGAAUAAAAUGUUAAAGAUUCAAUAAUUUUAUGAAUAUGUUCAAAGUCAUCAGCCCUGUGGUAACCACAGAGUUGUCUCCCCUGUUAGAAUCUUAUGUAGAACAUCCAGUGUUUAUCUGUGUAUGUGAGUUAUAGGCACAGAUAUCUGUUUUGUAAUGAUAUCAUAACUUAUUGUACCUGUACCAGCAUACCUUCAAAAUCCAAGGGUUCCAGUCUCAGUCCUUAUCCUCUUUGUAUCCUUGGGUAUUUCAUAGCAAUAUUGAAGACCAGUUAGUUCUUUACUUGGUUUGAGAUGAAAUUUGCUUGGGCUUCCUACUUUAUAGAAUACCCUGACAUAUUAGAAAUAUAAUUCAUCUUUGUCAUACGUACUGGGUGAUAUACAAGUGGUUGAACAUUGUGGUAGAUCAGUCUGAUGUGAUUGGGCUCAGUCAGUAGAGCGCCCUCUAUAAGAGGUGGAUAGUGUUGUGAUAUUGUGUUUGUAGUUAACGAUUAUGUUGUAAUUUUUUAUCAUUGUAAAUUUUGAUCAUUAAAUGCAGGGCUGAAGGCAUGUGUUCCUGGUGGAGAUGUACAUGCCUCAAUUUGACCGUCCACUCUGUGUGCUUCUGUAUGUACAAUAAUAUUUAUUGCUGUCAUUUUUACCAUUAUUACAAUUGAUCUAGAGUUAUCUGCCCUUUGAACUUUAGUUAACAUGACCUCUCAAAUUAAUUAGCAGAAUUUGAAAGAUUUUAUAUUAAACCAGAUUGCGUUUUUUUUGUUCGCUCACAGAAUUUACAGAGUUAAAUCAUGUUAGUUUUUUACAUUAUCACAUUUAGGCAGAAUGUGUGUGACCACUGUUACCACGGUUACCACACACGCUAAUGUAUUAACUAUUAACAAAUAUAUCUCCAAGGCCAAUAAUUAAACAUUCAAUAUUAAACAUUUAGUAUCAAUAAGAAUGGUACUUAUUUCCUAGUCAUCCAUUUGAGUCCAUAUCAAGGGAUAUGGACGUCAUAGAUAAAUGGAGGUUUGUAUUUAUAUCUGUGAGCUUAGUAAAGGAGAAAACCAUAAGGUAGUCGUUCACAUUUUAUUGUCAAGUAUACAAUGUAAAUUCCAUUUACAUUAGAUCUGAAGUGACAGUACAGUCAGGUAUACAAUGUAAAUUCCAUUUACAUUAGAUCUGAAGUGACAGUACAGUCAGGUAUACAAUGUAAAUUCCAUUUACAUUAGAUCUGAAGUGACAGUACAGUCAGGUAUACAAUGUAAAUUCCAUUUACAUUAGAUCUGAAGUGACAGUACAGUCAGGUAUACAAUGUAAAUUCCAUUUACAUUAGAUCUGAAGUGACUGUACAGUCAAGUAUACAAUGUAAAUUCCAUUUACAUUAGAUCUGAAGUGACUGUACAGUCAAACUGUGUUAUCUCAAACUCUGAUAAGACUGUACGCAGUUCAAAGUAAAUAAGCAGUUCCCACAGUAAAUAAGCAUUUCCCACAGUAAAUAAGCAGUUCCCACAGUAAAUAAGCAGUUCCCACAGUAAAUAAGCAGUUCCCACAGUAAAACGAUGUAAAACAAACCCAGUUACCUCUAAUACUUAAAUUUCUUCAUCCCAGUGAAUUUGAGAUAAUGAGGUUCCACUGUAUCUCAGUUCCAGACAAAAAAAGAUUGUACAUUUAUAAAAACACAAACAAAUGCUUGCAUACAUUACGACAAUUAAUAGGCAGUGUGAUAAAAAAAACAAUUAAAAAAUGAUUUAUAUACCAUAUCUAAAUAGACCUAGGAUAUAAAUUGUAGAUACAAUGUACACUUUAAUUACAGUUAAGACAUUUUAUUGCCCAUCAAUUAUAUUGUAUUGUCAGCUUUGCAGGACCUGAAUUAUCUCCCUUUAUGACUUUUAUCUGUAGUAGAAAUAACUUGACACUCCCCAUAUUAACACAAUACAGUAUAGCGUAUCUAACAUAUACCCAACAAAGGGUAUACACACUGUAUCGUGUCUCAAUGUGGAAAUGAGCUCAUCAUCCUUUAAGCGUGUCGCUAUGGUCAUAUUGAGGGAGUGUGUAGUAGUUGGUGGCUACCUCAGUGAAGGUCAUACAGGAGUAGGGAUAUACCUUGUAUAAGGAAGAGUUUCUAUAACUUAUAGCACUCUGUUCAAAUGUAAAUAUACAUAAUGUGCUGAAGCACUAGUCCCCAGAUGUGUUAAUGACAUAAUAUAUACUUGUCAUUAUACAGCUGACAGCUGAUAUAUACACAUUUACCAAUCAUCAUGUAAAUUUUGUUUUCAACUUUUUUUUACACUUCUGUUGCUUUUGAAAAAUACUGUUUACUAUAGAAGUGAAGACGAAAGGACAUAGUUUGUAAUUAUGUCCUAGAAUUUCUGUUUUAAUGCAGAUAAUCAUUCCACUAUUACUAAGUAAGAAGUCUAUAGCAGUUUAUAUCUUUAUCAUGGUUACAUAAACGUUUUAAUCAGAUCAUGGUUGCAGAAAUGUUUUAAUCAGAUCAUUGUUAUAGAAAUGUUUUAAUUAAAUCAUGGUUAUAGAAAGUUUCAAUUAAAUCAUGGUUAAAGAAAUAUCUGUUGUGUAGCUAUUGAAAUGUAAACUUAUUUCUGGUUUGAUGUGGUUCUUUAUACAAUGUUUUCAUUAGAGUAUUUAAAUCAGUACAUGACAAGGUGACUACAGAGGAGAUUAAAAUAGAAGUUGUAAGAAAAAUGAAGCAAAUAUAAUGGGUAAUGUUAUGUGCAAGUCAUUAAAGGGAAGUAACUCCUGAAACGAAGGGAGAUAAUCCUGAUUUUCUUAUGUGUGACCCUAGUCCCCCUGGUGUUCAGUAUGAAGUAUUUUGUGUUGCUUUUUAUUUCAAUUAUUGUUACAAGUACUACCCUGUUAUCCUUAUAUACAUAUAUAUCAUUUGCAAUAUUUGUUAUGGACUUGUGUGUGUGUUAAUGUAUUUAGUUAUUUCAUCCAAUCUUUACAUUACAUCACUUAUAUACACGUAUAUGGAUGAGUACAUGUGGCCAGUAGGGUUAGAUACAUAGCAGAUUCGAAUGAGUAUGUCGUGUUUAAAGUGUCACAAAUCUCAGAUAUAUACGUCAUACGUCAUAUAACAGCUGAUAUGUCAUGUGUAAAGCUGAUAUACUCGCAUAUACCGUUCAUAUAGUCACGUGAUAUUACGUCAUAGGUCACAUGAUUAUUGAAACGUCACAAUCACAUGAUCAAAGAUAAACUUUUUUUCAUUCAAAUUUAAGAAUAUAUAUAGAUAUAUAUAUUUAGGAAAUAUGAGGUAAAAAGUACCUGCCAAUUAAUAUUAAAGUCGUUCUGACAGGCCAGACCAUCAGAUUCUGUCUGAUAGAAACAUCAGACCUUAUUAAGAUAUUUAUGAUGAAGUGUGUUUUAUAAAGUUGUAUAUAUAUCUUAACAUAGAAAUGCAUGUAUGAGUGAAACUGUGUGUAAAGUGGGAGAUAAAAACGAGAUGGAUGUGAGAGGUAACCGUCAUGUAUUAUAAAUGAAAGGCAAAUUUAAUUCUGUUUUAAAAUUUCGUUACUAAUCAAAUAUUGGGGAUUAUAGCCGUUCUCAUUUUUUCCCAGAAUGCAUUACGCAUAGCUCUAUUCACAAUGAAGAGGGUCAAAAUGAGUUCUGGGAACAUUCAACCUACGAAUGUAGGUUAAAAGUUUGAAGUGUCAAACAAAAAUAUAUUGAUACAGAAAUGGUUUAAGAUAAUAAGGAUGUUUCUAAAUUCCUGAAUGUGUCUUGUAUUUUGAGAUAAAGUUUUGCACUUUUUCAAAAUUCUCAUGAAAAGUACAUGUACAUGCAGUGUUUGGGCUACAUCUAAUCCUUAACGAGAGAAUUUAAAUCUGAAACAAGUUUAACAUUAACUGUUUUAUAUAUUGAAAAGACAGCUGUUUCUUAGUCUAGUAAAAUAGGGUAGGAUUUGCCUGAGAGAAAUAUAAAUUAAAUCAAAGACAAUUCCGAAAAUGAGGAUAUAUAUGCAGACCUAAUCUACUAUUAAAGUGAACGUUUCCAUGGUAAUGACUUUCCAUACUUCGUUUUUAUAUAAUCUGAAGAAUCUAUUUAUAUUCAAGAGAUAUAAAAUAUGAGAGGAUAUCAUUAAAUAUUUUGUUUGAAUGGUUUUAAUAUUAUAACUUCAAAAGUUCUCAAACAUGAAAAUGUUCAGGUUGGUAGUAGGUUCAGUUUGUGUGAAUGUUAGACUCCCUGUUAAUGUGUGGUGUACGUGUGUUGUACGUGUGAUGUAUGUACGAUGUACGGGUGAUGUAUGUACGAUGUACGUGUGAUUUACGUGUGUUGUAAGUGUUAUGAACGCUUUGUGAAUGGGUGAUGUGUGGUUUAAGAGUAUAUACAUUCUUGAUUACAUGUGGCUGAAAAGUUGAACUUGGACUAUUUUUUGACGGAAGUGUUGUGUGCAAUCAUGUAAUUUGCAAUACAAGCUAAUUUUAUACAAUA